AUGGCGGACGAAUUGGACGACGGAUUGUUAAUUGAUGAGCACCUGGUCGCGUACUCUGACGAUGAAAACGAACAUACCAAGCCGAAAGCGACCACCAGCACAUCGCAUACCGACAAAGCGGCUGAAAAGAAACGCAAACGCCGUGAACAAGCAAAAGCACAGCGUCGCAAGAAAUCAGCCGCGUUUCAAGAACAGGUCGAGGCAGCACGGACGGUGGCUAUGCAGCCAGCUGACUUGCAAGCGGAUUAUCUGAGCGCCUUGCAGCGCAAAGCGUUCCCCAAGCUAAGUGAAUUGGAGCUGUCAGAAAUGCGCUUGGCAGCCGCGGCCUUUUUGGAGACGUACCAGUUUACCCGCGAACGCACACUGGACAAUCUAUCGACAUUUGUGCGCGAGUGUGUCUGUACUGAUGCUUCGGCGUUUCAGAGCGCCUCGCAUCCAUGGAUGCAAGCGCAUGGCACGCCCCGGAUCCUGGUCAUCACGGGAAAUGCCCAACGAGCAGCGGACGUAGCACGCGCGUUGCGACCCUUGCUGCCAAGUGAAGAACGCCCCACCAAGCGCCGCAAAGGCGACAAGCCCACUCCCAAAGACACGCCGGCAUCGUCCGGUCCUAACGUCGCCAAGUUGUUUGCACGUCAUUUUAAAGUGGAAGAGCAGGCUGCAUGGCUCGAAACACAGGUCACACCGGCAGCUGUCGGCACGCCGCAUCGUAUACAGGCUUUGUUGGACAAGGACGCCCUGCACAUUGAGCACUUGGCUGCCAUCAUCAUCGACUUUUCCUGGACAGAUGCCAAGAAUCGAACGGUCCUUGAUACGCCCGAGACACGCGAUGCGACUUUAUCGCUGCUGAGCAAUACCUCGCUGCGGGCGGCGCUGACGCGGCCCUCGGCGCCCUGCCAGUUGGCGCUGUACUAA
Messenger RNA from Malassezia pachydermatis, 912 nucleotides. RefSeq lists its product as hypothetical. Bases 1 to 912 code for a protein of 303 amino acids. The transcript is spliced from 4 exons. Gene Ontology annotation, cellular component: nucleus; 90S preribosome. The record is from RefSeq and is a predicted model, not a curated record. NCBI's taxonomy places the organism in Eukaryota, Fungi, Basidiomycota, Malasseziomycetes, Malasseziales, Malasseziaceae.